UCGACGGAUGAUCCAAUGGAUUAUCAAUUAAAUACUGCCAUUACAAACGCAUACGUUCAUCAAGCAUUCGAAAAAAAAAUUGUAGGACCUGAUUUUGCAGAAAGUGGACUGGAGCAAGUAAUUAAAAACAUCAUUGGGGACGAUAUUACUUAUGGUUUAGGAGCUAUUUUGAAUAUGAUCGCUAUACCGGAUACUCCAUACAAAGAAGACUUUGAGGAAAGUGCAAGAAACCAAACAGCUUUACGAGAAAAAAUACAAAGUGAAUUAGAUAUUCAACUUCCUCCAGUUCCAUCAGGUCUUACACCAUUACCUUUGAAAGAGCUUGGAAUACGAAGGAGAAAAUAUACCAUACAAGCUUUAAGGAAUAUAUUCUCUCAGGUCGUAGAAGCGCAAUUAUCUCCAUUAUGGUUAUGCCGUUUGACAGCGUUGUUCGUGAGCACAAAAUUCCCAAUGGCAUACAUAAGAGAUAUUCAGACUGGCCCCAAUGUGUGUUUCACCUAUGAUGGGGUUGCAGCCGAUGCAUACAGAAAAAUUGGGGGCGAGUGGCGUCAUUUCGUCGGCGAUAUUAAUUUGUCCAGCAUUAAGGAUGUGUUUGUUUAAUUUAGAUAAUUUACAUCAGCAUUCAAUUAUGUAACUACUAUCUAGUACCACUGUUGUUUUAUUUAAAUAAUAUUUACAUUAUGCACUAAUAUCCGAGUUGUUAAUUCACAAAUGAUUGCAGUUUUUAAUAAACAACUUUACCCACGAUUAUAA
This is a messenger RNA of Adelges cooleyi (spruce gall adelgid), 753 nucleotides long. RefSeq lists its product as uncharacterized. The coding region runs from base 16 to 600 and encodes 194 amino acids. The transcript has 10 exons. Lineage: Eukaryota; Metazoa; Arthropoda; Insecta; Hemiptera; Adelgidae. The record is from RefSeq and is a predicted model, not a curated record.